AUGGUGUAUAAUUCCAGUUCCAUAACAUUUAUAGCCAUAGUUAUUGUCUUCAUCUCAUACUAUGGAUGGAAAUUACUUUAUUGGGUAUGGUUUAAACCAAAGAAUCUAGAAAGGCUACUAAGGAAGCAGGGAUUAAAGGGUAAUCCUUAUUGUCUAUAUUAUGGUGAUUCUAAAGAAAUGAUCUCUAUGACAGAGGAAGCCAAUCGCUGCCGUCCACUUCACUUUUCCGACGAUAUUCUUGGCCAUGUUUUCCCUUUUCACCGCCAUAUUCUUGAUAAGUAUGGAAAUAAUUCAUUCACAUGGAGAGGACCAAUUCCAAGGGUGAAUAUAAUGGACCCAGAUUUGAUCAAUGAAAUUAUGAUGAAAAAUGAAAUAUUCAAGAAGCCCAAGCAACAUCCAAUCCAUAGUCUUUUAACAACUGGAAUAGGUUCUUAUGAGGGUGAGAAAUGGGCAAAACAAAGAAGAAUCAUGAACCCUGCUUUCUAUAUGGAGAAAUUAAAGGUUUUAGUUCCAUAA
This is a messenger RNA of Impatiens glandulifera, 516 nucleotides long. Its product is annotated as cytochrome P450 72A397-like. The coding region runs from base 1 to 516 and encodes 171 amino acids. Gene Ontology annotation, molecular function: iron ion binding; monooxygenase activity; heme binding. NCBI's taxonomy places the organism in Eukaryota, Viridiplantae, Streptophyta, Magnoliopsida, Ericales, Balsaminaceae. The transcript has 2 exons. The record is from RefSeq and is a predicted model, not a curated record.